This is a messenger RNA of Aspergillus pseudotamarii, 411 nucleotides long. RefSeq lists its product as uncharacterized. The record is from RefSeq and is a predicted model, not a curated record. Lineage: Eukaryota; Fungi; Ascomycota; Eurotiomycetes; Eurotiales; Aspergillaceae. The transcript has 3 exons. Bases 1 to 411 code for a protein of 136 amino acids.
AUGAUGCUCCCUAUGCUCCUUACGGUUCUUUCUACCCUUCUUGCUAGUACCUCAGCUGCGGCAGUUGAGCGUCGCGAGCGCACAUGUACUGUUGAGUUGGACGAGCAGCGCGGUCAGAAUGCUGUCGGUGGCGGCGAUAAUUCAUACACCUGCGGUGUAUCUCUCGACUAUGGUGAUGGUCGAAAGGACGUCCUCAGUGAAGCAUGCAACCAGAUUUGGCACGCAGGUGAUCACUGCUUCAGUUCACAGCUGCCAUACUCUAUCUGUAUCCACACCAAUGGUGAUACUGAUGGCUACUUGAACUACAGCAAUGAGCACCGGGACUUUAACGAGGAUGGCUGUAAACAAGACAAGUGGGCAGGUAUUGGUGGGGAUGGUCAUACUAUUACUUGCACUUUCCCAUGCACAUAG